Oryzias latipes (Japanese medaka) is the source of this 3302-nucleotide messenger RNA. Its product is annotated as pleckstrin homology domain-containing family F member 1-like. Gene Ontology annotation, cellular component: early endosome. The record is from RefSeq and is a predicted model, not a curated record. Lineage: Eukaryota; Metazoa; Chordata; Actinopteri; Beloniformes; Adrianichthyidae. Gene Ontology annotation, biological process: endosome organization; endosome to lysosome transport. Gene Ontology annotation, molecular function: phosphatidylinositol binding; metal ion binding.
GCAGAGCAGCAUUAUUCCUGAAACCAGCUCAGCUCAGCUCAGCAUGGAUCAGCUUGUAUUUGACAGUGAGAACCGCAGACUGAUUGGGGAACUGGAUAAGUCCUUCAGUCCACCCAGGCAGCCUUUGCUCCAGCCAGGUCGGGUUCUGUUAGGAAAGGGCAGCCUGAUGAAGCAGGGUCGAAAGAAGUGGGAUCUCAAAGCCUUCUUCCUCUUCAACGAUGUUCUGGUGUACGGCAGCAUCAUUAUGAAGGACCGCUGGUUCAAGAAGCAGAAGGUCAUCCGUCUAGAGGACAUCAAGAUGGAGGAUUUGGAGGACAGUGAGGACUUCAAGCACCAGUGGCUGAUUUGUUCUCCCACGAAGUCUUUUUUUGUGUCUGCCCUUUCGCUGGAGGAGAAGAAGGCCUGGAUGGAGCACAUUGAGGAGUGUCGCAGGAACCUGCUGCAGGGUGGAGGCUGCACGCCAAGCUCCCGAUAUGCUCCCACCUGGAUUCCUGACCAUGUCUCCCAAAGAUGCAUGCGCUGCUUCACAAUCUUCUCCCUCUCCAAGCGCAAACAUCACUGCAGAAGCUGUGGGUUUUUGGUUUGCAGCCAGUGCUCCAAGGCCCGCGCCGUCAUAGAUGCUCUUCACCCCAAAAAAGAGGUGAGGGUCUGCAAACUCUGCAACAAAAAAGGAGAGGAGGACAACCGUCGUCCGAGAGAAGACAGUGUUGGACAGCACAGCCUGAGAAGUGAGGACUCAUCAUCAUCAUCCAGUGAUGAAGAAAAAAUAUAAAACUUUUUUAGUGAAUCCUGCACUUUGGUGGGAGGAGCUUAGAAGAAAUGCGUGAAUUGCACAAAGAUUAAUGAUAAACAUUAAGAUGCAGGACUUUACUUACUGUGAUUACAUGUGUAUUACAUAACAUUAAUAAUGAAGCCUUUGGUUAUGUAAAAUGCCAUUACUGUAUUUCCUUCUCUAUGAAUCAACAUGAACGUAUUGGUGGGAGGAGCUAAGAAGAAAAAGCAUAAAAGAUCUUAAAGACAAAUAAUCAGAUGAUACAAAGCAUAUAAAAAUAGAAGGAAUGAUGUAAAUCCUUGAAAAGAAACAAAAUGAAAUUAUGUGUGUAUGUUUUUUUAUAUUCCAGUAUUUUUUCAUAUCUGGUGUAUUUUCUCAGAUUGUAUCACUUUCUACUUUGUUGUUUGAAUUAUUAUGUAAUUAUUCUGUCACUAAUCUUCUGCUUUUCAACCCAUUUUCAAAACAAAGUUUUAUCAGAUUAUAAUUUUUUCAUUUUUGUUUAAAAAUAAAAUAUGAAAUACUUUUUAUUCGUCAAAUAUAAAAAUGACUUCCUGAUUUUCCAAAUUGUUUGCUUUCCCCCCCCCAAACAACCAAGUUAUAAAACAAUAGAAUCGUUGAUUCUAUAGUCGAUUGGCAUUGGCACCGUCGCAGGAGUUGCCCUAGCGAGGCUGCAAGUAGCGUCAAACUGCUUUUGGGACUCCGACUCCGGAUUUUUCUCAAGGUUUACUCCUAAGCCUUUUCCAUUGGAAGAAUGUAGCCGCAAGGCAGUGGAGGUUUAAUAAUCAGGGUUUUCCUUCCCCUAGAUCAGAGGUGCCCAAAUCCAGGCCUCGAUGGUUGGUGUCCUACAUGUAUUCCAACCAACCUGCCAUUGAAGCUCCUUAUUGAUUAACUGCAGCAGAUCAUCUUGACCAUGUCUACAUGCUUAAAUGCAUUAAGUUGCUGCCAUUUGAUUGGCUGAUUAGAACUUUGCAUUAAUGAGCAGUUGGACAGGUGGUCCUAAUAAUGUUGCCAUUGAAUGUACAUUAUUCACAUCAAUUGAAACUCUGACUGACUAUGCAAGCCUCAAAAUGUAACUCUAAUGGUAAAAUGACUCAUACAUCCAUUGUUUGUAUACAGUGUUUCAGAUCAUAGUCUACUUUAUAUAAAAUACUGCAGACUUCAAACAACCAAAAAGGCAAAUAUGCCCUUAAAUACUGUACAUUGUAUCACUGUACAUAGCUGUACAAUUCAGAUUUUGCAAAAAAAAUAAGAAAAAGCAAACAAACAAAAAAAAAGAACAAUAGUGUAAACACUGAACAUCAUGACAAUUGUGCGGGUUUGGCUGUCUGCUUGGGUCGUUCCAUUGCCUGCAGAUGAGCCAUGUGGUUAGCGGUCAUAUUGAUGCCAUCUCCAAGCUGAAUAAAAUUCCUUUAUAGAGAUUCUUACAGUACUUUAGUGUACAUACUGCUUCAUUUACUGUACUGAAACAUCUCAACAUAAGUAAUCAUGGUAUGUUUUACAGAAGAAACCACUUUGGCUACAAAGGAGCAUCAGUACCCUACAGCACCCUGUCCAGAUGCAGUAAUUUAGUAACUGUGAAGUGGUCUAGAUGUGUGUAGACUCUCUGCUCAGAUAUCUCAAAUGCAGCCUAUAGUUUUUUGAUAUAGUCCACCAAAAUGACUCUAAUAUCAUCUGAAAUAGAGGUUCAUACAUGGCCUCUUCAAACAUGACCUUGUCCUCUUCUUCCUCAUCCUCUCCCUCUCCCAGAAUCAAUGCUUGCAACGUUUUUAUAAUGGCUUAACUAAGUUUUAUUUUUACUGGCUGAUUGGUGUUUGAUUUAGUAAGUAAAUGGUUUCCAGUGUGUGUUUGAGGUGUGUCAAUUACCUGCUGUGUUUUGGAUUUUGUAUGUGUGUUUUCCUUAUUGCACCAUGAGAUUGGGUGUCUUAUGUAUGAAAUAAAGUGUAGUAUGCAGGACCAACUGUUUCCCAUGAUGGAGUGUGCUGCAGAAUUCUCACUAGAGUGCAAAGCAGCAGUUCUAGGUUAAAGUUAAAGUCAAAGUCCCACUAUCUGUCACACACAUAGGUGUAUAAAAUUUGUUCUCCGCAUUGGACCCAUCCCCUGGGGGAGCAGUGAACUGCAGACACAGUUGUGCUCAGGAACCAUUUGGUGGAUUAAGGUGUGGUAACAAAAACUUUAGGUUGUGUUACAAAGUUUUUCUGUGCUCUACUUUCUCUUUGAAAAAAGUUUCCUCUGGCGUUUACCGUUUGCAGUUCUGCUCCAAGAAUUCUGGAUUUCUUGACUUGAAUCUCUUUGUGAUGUCUGCAUACUUGUGUCAGGACUGUCUUCAAGGUCAUUACUUGAACUGGUUUCUUGAAGUUUUUCAGUAAAUGAUGUAAAUGUGUUGCUCUGCAAGUUUUGAGCUCUGAUGCAUCUGAUUAGUUCCUUCUUUUUCAACAGAGUAAAGUGUGCCUGGGUUUUCUUUGCAGAUGCUUUGCAGGAAACUUUCUGCUUCUAGGAGUUAUAAAUAUUAAAGAAAAAGGUGGAAACUUCA